Strigops habroptila (Kakapo) is the source of this 2657-nucleotide messenger RNA. It is a transcript of the gene SUOX, whose product is annotated as sulfite oxidase. The record is from RefSeq and is a predicted model, not a curated record. Gene Ontology annotation, cellular component: mitochondrion. NCBI's taxonomy places the organism in Eukaryota, Metazoa, Chordata, Aves, Psittaciformes, Psittacidae. Bases 924 to 2534 code for a protein of 536 amino acids. The transcript is spliced from 4 exons. Gene Ontology annotation, molecular function: molybdenum ion binding; oxidoreductase activity; heme binding.
GAGGAAUCCUCCGGAGCAUCGGGAUGUUCCCAAGUCCCAGCAGCCAAAAGGGCCCCGUUGAGCCCAUUGGGACACCCCGAUGGGGGACACCCCAAUGGGGAACGCCCCAGGGGCCAGGUCCUGCUCUCCCCAUGGGCUCAGGCUGGGCACAGCUUGGGGGUCCCCCCCAGCCAUGGCUAUGGGGCAGAGGGACCCGUCUCGUAUGAAGCCCCCUAUUGCAGGGGCAGAUCCCGCCCGUUCCCCAGCCCCUCACAUUGGGGCUUGGGGUUGAACUGGGGCUGGGGUCCCUGUUUCUGCCCCCCUAUUUCUCCCCCCUAUAUCCUGUUUUGGGGCCACGCUGCAGCUUCCCCCCCCCCCACACCUCCCCUCCAUUCUCUUUCCUGGUCAUUCUUAUUAUAAUUAUAAUUAUUUUGGCUUUGAGGGAGCUCCUCCAUCGCAUUUAAAUAACAAUCAUGAUACCAGAGCUCGACCCCUCCUUUCCCCACGCGUUUCAUGUAAGUAAAUCCAACCACCGGGAGCAAACCGGGCUCGACCCACCCCACUUCUGUGUGCCCAGGGCGCGAUGUGGGGCUCUGCCGCCACCGGCCCUGCCCCGAUAACGCUUAUCGAGGCACCCAGCGGGGCGGCGGCCCCGGUUGUUGGCCUCCACUCAACAACGGGACCCUGAACCCCGGUGCCCACCGGGUGGUGCCGCGGCCCCUUUAAAUGCGUUGCCCCUUUAAGCCGCGCUGCUGUUGCCCCUUUAAGCGCCCCCCACCACCCCCCGCGGGACGCAGGGAGGGGGUUGGCCACGCCCAUUCCCCCUGAGGGGCGGGGCCAGGCGGCGCGGCUCCGCCCUAGGCCACGCCCACCACGCGUCUCUUAAAGGGGCAGAAUCACGCAGGAGGUCGCGCAGCCGGAGCCGCAACGCAGGUCCCGCUGCGAUGCUGCUGCUCCGCGCUGCCGCUACCGCCGCCGGGCACAGGUUCCCGCUGCUCCGCCGCGGCUGCUCCCGCUUCGCCCCCGGUAACCCGGCCGCGGGGGGACGGCGGGGGGCGGCCACGGUGCUGGCGGCGCUGCUGGGCCUCGGAGCUGCGCUGGCCUAUGGACAGCGGCGGCGGAGGGUCGCGCAGGCGGCCCAGGCCCCCCCGAGCUCCCGGUACCCCCGGUACACACGGGAGGAGGUGGGGCGGCACCGCUCCCCCCAGGACCGCGUCUGGGUGACCCACGGCACCGACGUCUUCGAUGUCACCGACUUCGUGGAGCUUCACCCCGGCGGGGCUGACAAGCUGCUGUUGGCGGCCGGGGGCGCUCUGGAGCCCUUCUGGGCCCUUUACGCCGUCCACAACCAGCCCCACGUCUUGGAGCUGCUGCAGGAGUUCAAGGUGGGGGAGCUGAGCCCAGACGAGGCCCCCCCGGACCCCGCCGCCGGUCAGGACCCCUUCGCCGGGGAUCCCCCUCGACACCCGGGGCUGCGCAUCAGCAGCCAGAAGCCGUUCAACGCCGAGACCCCUGCGGAGCUGUUGGCCGAACGCUUCCUGACCCCCAACGAGCUCUUCUUCACCCGUAACCACCUCCCGGUGCCGUCGGUGGACCCGGCCUCGUACCGGCUGCAUGUGGAGGGCCCGGGGGGCCGGGCGCUGUCGAUGUCGCUAUCGGAGCUGCGGAGCCGCUUCCCCAAGCACGAAGUGACGGCCACGCUGCAGUGCGCCGGGAACCGCCGCGCCGAGAUGAGCCGCGUCCGCCCCGUCAAGGGGCUGGCGUGGGACAUCGGCGCCAUCGGCACUGCCCGCUGGGGGGGCGCCCGCCUGCGGGACGUGCUGCUGAGCGCCGGCUUCGGCGAGGACCGCCCCGGCGAGUGGCACGUCUGCUUCGAGGGGCUGGACGCCGACCCCGGGGGGGCUCCGUACGGUGCUUCCAUCCCCUAUGGCCGCGCCAUGAACCCCAGCGCCGACGUGCUGCUCGCCUACGAGAUGAACGGGGAGGAGCUGCCCCGCGAUCACGGCUUCCCGGUGCGUGUCGUGGUGCCCGGCGUGGUGGGCGCCCGCAGCGUGAAGUGGCUGCGGCGGGUGGUGGUGAGCCCGGCCGAGAGCCCCAGCCACUGGCAGCAGAACGACUACAAGGGCUUCUCGCCCUGCGUGGAUUGGGACACGGUGGAUUACAGCACGGCGCCCGCCAUCCAGGAGCUGCCGGUGCAAUCGGCCAUCACGCACCCGCGCCCCGGGGCCGCCGUGCCGCCGGGGGAGCUGACGGUGAAGGGGUACGCGUGGAGCGGCGGCGGGCGGGAGGUGGUGCGGGUCGAUGUGUCCCUGGAUGGCGGCCGCAGCUGGCGAGUGGCGCGGCUGCAGGGCGAGCUCCCGGUGCUGGGACGCGCUUGGGCUUGGAAGCUGUGGGAGCUGCGGGCGCCGGUGGCGGCGGGCACCGAGCUGGAGAUCGUGUGUAAGGCCGUGGACGGGAGCUACAACGUGCAGCCCGACACGGUGGCGCCCAUCUGGAACCUGCGCGGGGUCCUCAGCAACGCCUGGCACCGCGUCCGUGUCACCGUCAGCCGCUGAGCAGCCGCUGAGCAGCCGCUGCUGCCCCCCCCCGCCUCCCGCCCCGUGCCGCGGCGCAAAGGUCGCUGCGGUUUAUAGCUCCCAACGUGUGAAAGUGGCUCCAUAAAGAUUGUGAAGCUUUUA